Molecule: messenger RNA, 969 nt
Organism: Serpula lacrymans var. lacrymans S7.9
Lineage: Eukaryota; Fungi; Basidiomycota; Agaricomycetes; Boletales; Serpulaceae
Exons: 6
Coding region: 1-969 (322 amino acids)
Biological process (GO): secondary metabolic process
Cellular component (GO): cytoplasm
Molecular function (GO): hydrolase activity; carboxy-lyase activity
Source: RefSeq, a predicted model, not a curated record
AUGGACAAAAACAUCCGUAUUGAUGUUCAUCAUCAUUUCUUUCUUGAUGCAAAACAAAAGAAAAAGAGAAAUGGUGAGAUAGGCUGGCGGACACCAGAGGAAAACCUACCAUGGCAUCCCACCUUAAGCCUGAAAGCGAUGGAUGCACUGGGUAUCCAAACAGCCAUCCUGUCACCGCCUCCACUGUCGUCUGGGGCUAUUGGGUCUGAGAAUCGCGCGUUUGCAAGAACUCACAACUCAUAUGCCGCAAAACUCUGCAAUGUGUAUCCAGAACGCUUCGGCUUCUUUGCAUGUCUUCCUACCCUCAACGAUGUCGAAGGCGCACUAUCUGAGAUUUGCCACGCUUUAGAUCAUCUCAAAGCAGACGGCAUCGCUCUUAUCUCUUCUUAUGGGGAGGGUAUACAUGCAAAGUAUAUUGGCGACGAUUCGUAUGAUCCUAUCUGGAAGGAGCUGGAUCGACGACAGGCUGUCGUGUUCCUUCACGGCGCGCAAACGCCUUCCUCCACACCCUAUCCACAUGAUUUCCUUGGCCUACCGAUAUCAGAGGUUCCGAACGAGACAUUCAAAGCUGCUGCCCAUCUCGUCGUGACAGGGAGAAAACGCAAGUAUCCGAAUGUCAAAAUCAUACUUGCUCAUCUCGGAGGAAGUACGCCCUUCCUCGCUGCGCGCGUAGCCAUUCUCUCGAAGCAUAUGGGCUGCACACUCACCCCUGAGGAGAUACUCCAGGAUUUCAAAAGCUUCUACUACGAGACCGCUCUCGGUGCCCACGAGGUUACUCUGACGGCAAUGGAGAAGUUUGUCCCCCUAGAUCAUAUAUUAUUCGGAACUGAUUUUCCAGCGGUCAGUAUCGAAAUGGCCAGCUGGUAUACAGACAAUUUAGAGAAUUUCUACAAUGGCGAUGCCAGAAAACUCGAUGCCGUCACCCGUCGUAACGCUCUGAAUCUUCUCCCCAGGCUCAGGCUGCAGUAG